UUAUGGCUCUGCAGUUCAUUCUCCGAGCUAGUUGAAUAAAGUUGUGAGGAGACGGCGCGUGCUGCUACUUUUUUUGCCGCUUUGCAACAACUCCUCACUGGAUAUAGCUCGUGCUUGUCUCCCCCAACGAAUCAUUUGGGAAUAUCUCCGAGGUCGCAGCCCUGUAAUUAGCUCUUCUGCCUGCCUCAAAUCAUUACAUAUAAUCUCUUGUGACAGUCCGCCAUGGACGAGGACAACAACGUCUUGCCUGAGUUGAAGGACAUUGAGACAAAGUUGGGUCGGAAAGUCCCAGAUAGUCUCAUCCGUUCUCUUGUCGGAGGAAAACAUCACGACAGGCACGAGAAGGCGGCGGCAGCGCCGCAUUUAGUGAAUGGCAAACUUCGUGCCAAUUCUGCGGACUUGAAAAGACUGGAGAGCAAAAUGCUAUUCCUGAAACAAGAAAUGGCACACCUGCGAGCCAUUGAUGUGAAGCUGAUGCAGCAGCUCAUGUCAAUCAACGAGGGCAUAGAGUCCAUCCGCUGGAUGAUAGAAGACAAAGGAGGCGUGGCCAGCCAGGAGGGCAGCCUGACGGGCAGCUUGUACAGCCUGUCAGACAGCCAGGACGGUACUUCCCUGCGAGGCAGCCUCAACAGCUUGAAUGAUGGCAACAGCGACGGGCUAGAUGGUUUGUCCGUCGGUAGUUACCUGGACACGCUCGCAGAGGAUCUCCCGGACAACCCUUCACCUACGGACCUUGACUGUUUUGUGGAUAAAACAGUGAUUGACGGCGACGCUUUCAGCAAAACGCCACUGAAACUCAGGGUGGAAUCAGAUGAAUACUACUGCUUUGGAUAAUGAUGAUAAGCUGAAGACAGUGGUUACAGAGACUACUGAGAUAUUUUGUGAAGAAAGAUUUUUUUUUUAAAAGUGCUCUUCACUUUGACAAAUUAACACACAGCUGUCAGAUUAUUUUUUUCUCACAUGCUCCACAUUUUUUGUUAUUUUAAAACGACAGCCAGGUGGCUGACAUGACAUACAAAAUGACUCAUGUGACUUUUUAUCUAGAAACCAGUUUCCUUAUGUUGCGGAUUGAACACACCUCAAAAAACCAUUGCCACGUAAUGUCACACCAAAUGCAAGUGAAAACAUGUUAACAAUUCUUAAUGUCUUAAUGUUAUCAUGCAGGUUAUUUAAACAGGUGCUCUAUUGUCCAUACAGAUUGUAUUUAUUGUUGAGUUAUUGGUUACUGGAAUAUUCUCAUUCUGAUCCAAUACCUCAGCAUUUUUGUUUGCAGUUUAAGUUCUUCUUAGCUCAAAUUUAGUGGAGAAGGGGUAAAGAAAAGUAGCAACUAAAGGUGAACUGGAAGUUUUUUUUUCAGCUUGGACUUUGGGUGAGGGUCAAAUUAACCACAGUCAUCUGAUCUAAGUAAAGGAGUAGAUUAGGAUUUAGCAGCCAUUUGGAAAAUUGGACAUUUCAUGCUGAGUGAUUCAAGAGGUUAAACUGUUUAAAGUGGCAAAGUGGCUCAUUUAAGUGUUACAGCAAGUGCAAUUUGCUUCAAUGCCAAACUCUGAGCACCACCUUCCAUAAAUGUUUGUUUUUAAUUAUUUUUUCCUGAAAUGUUUUGACUGAAGUUCCAAAGCUAAACCCGACUCAGCAAUAGUAGAAUUUACAAUACACGCAAGAGAUUAGGUACACGUUUAAAGCACAGAUGCUUGACUGAAAACCAAAGCAAUUUGAUUGUCUUAUAGAUAAUUUAGGCCUGAGGCUAAAAAUCCGUUAACGCCAGAUGGGAGAUUUGUUGAUGGUGGACAUAUGUGAAACACAUGUUUUUACUUUGUGGGCACAUUUUAAUUCUGUUGUCAAAACGGUUUAAUUAGAGCUACAUGUUGCUGUGUGUUGUUUUAGCUUUAAACUCCACAUUGGUUUGUAUGACGUUUGUAUUUUAUGCUGCCUGCUUUUGAACAAAAAAAACAACUGUUUUUAUUGAUUGCUAAUAAUUUUGUUGUGGAAAUGAAAUAAUAUAUUGUGAUUUGCA
Thunnus maccoyii (southern bluefin tuna) is the source of this 2014-nucleotide messenger RNA. RefSeq names its product leucine rich adaptor protein 1-like. Gene Ontology annotation, biological process: positive regulation of canonical NF-kappaB signal transduction. The record is from RefSeq and is a predicted model, not a curated record. NCBI's taxonomy places the organism in Eukaryota, Metazoa, Chordata, Actinopteri, Scombriformes, Scombridae. The transcript has 2 exons. The coding region runs from base 223 to 834 and encodes 203 amino acids.